This is a messenger RNA of Linnemannia hyalina, 1272 nucleotides long. The record is from the annotation of a GenBank genome assembly. NCBI's taxonomy places the organism in Eukaryota, Fungi, Mortierellomycota, Mortierellomycetes, Mortierellales, Mortierellaceae.
AUGUCAAUGGCAGGAAACACACCCGAGGGCACCGGACACGUCGGCACCUUGACGCCCAACCAAGCCACAGCUCUGAAGCAGUUCUGGGAAGCCAUCCACAACAUCCAAGCCAACGGCACCGUCACCCUCACCCACGACCCCAAGCUCAAUGCACCCCCAGCCCCUGCUGUCGACCCAGCACCCGUUGCUGCCGGUUGGGGUGGUGGAUGGUUCGGAGCUGCUGCACCCGCCGCCCCCGUCGAACCCGUCGCCGAGCCCCCAUUGACCAUCACCCUCGAAGAGAUCGGUCUCUCCGCCGCAGAUGUGAAGACGGCGUUGUGGAACAACGUGAUGUGCGACCACCCAGACUCGUUGGUGUUGCGGUUUUUGCGCGCGCGCAAGUGGCAUGUGGGAAAUGGCUUGAUUAUGCUGUUGAACUCGUUCAAGUGGCGACAGGAGAUGCAAGUGGAGGAUGUCAAGUAUUGGGGAGAUGAUGACCUCGAGGCCGCGUAUCCAAAGUUCAGGAAGCAGUUGGAGAUGGGCAAGUUUUAUAUCCAUGGGACUGAUAAGCAUGGCCAGCCUGUUGUCUACUUGAACGUCCAGUUGCACAGAGCAGGAGACCAAGAUUACAAAACCCUGGAACGCCUUACAAUCUACCUCAUGGAAACCGGCCGUCUCCUCAUCCAGCCCCCCGUCGAGACUGUCGCCCUUGUCUUUGAUCUCACUGGUUUCGGCCUCGCCAACAUGGACUACACCCUGGUCCAAUUCCUCGUCAAAUGCUUCGAAGCCUAUUACCCCGAAUCCCUCGGCGCCAUCCUUGUCCAUAACGCACCCCUAGUCUUCUGGGGAGUUUGGAAGGUGAUCGAGCCCUGGUUGGACCCUGUCGUUGCCUCCAAGAUCAAGUUCACCUACAAGAACCAAGAACUCCUCGAGUUCAUCCCAGCAAAUCACUUGCCCGAAUCCUUCAAAGAUGCUGGCUUGGACAAGUUUGUCUACCAGUACCUCCCCCCCGUCCAGGGUGAGAACGCCCUGAUGGAAGAUCAGGAAGGAAAGGCAAAGGUUGUGAAGGAGUGGAACGAGUUGAGUGAGAAGUUUGAUGUGGCGACGAGGGCAUGGAUCAAGACUGGCGGGGAUGUGUCGGAGGAGAGGGAGAAGCUUGCCAAGGAUUUGAAGAACCAGUACAUCAAGAUGCAGCCUUAUAUCCGGGCCAAGAACCAGUACCAGCGUAAGAAUGCGUCUGGAAAGUCGAUCAUUCAGCCCGAUGGCUCUGUCGUCUGGACCUACCACAACUAG